AUGCUGUCAAAAAACUUAUUCGAUAUUGACAUGAACGUUGGCUUCUCCUUGCAGCCAAAUAGGAGCGAAUACUUUGUCCACAAUAUUCUCAUAGUCGCAGACUGUGCUUGUCAUGAGAGCGGUCAAUUUUUGAUGACGGCAAGUUCCCAAGGGUACUUCAAGUCUCCUUAUAGGUGGUUGCUUUUGCACUAUGAAGGUGGUAACUGUGGUGCAGUAGAUCGUCUAGAUAUACCACUGAAUAGCGAUGUUGUUAUUGCAAAUAAAGCCAUUGACAGAUUUAUAUUUAUUGAAGCUUACAAAAUAUCAGAACAUUCCGAAAUAAUAUUUUCGACUAGAGGUGAAUGGCAAAAUGCCAGAACAGAUUUGAACAAUUUAAAUAGUUCUUUGAUAACCGAAAUAAAGAGAGCCGGAAACAGCGGUCGUGAAUUUGGAGUAAUGGAUGAUUAUAGAGAUACUAAAAUAAUGUCACGGAGACGUAGAAAUUUCAGAAAACAUACACUUACUAUGGCGAAUGUUAUCACUGAUAGUAAUAAUACUAGACAACAUUUGGAUGAUCGUUUGUUUUUGCACCAAGACUCAAUAACAAAAAUGAGCUACAUGGUUGUGAAGAUAUGUUUCGAGAUGCUCAAUGCCACAGAACGACUUCUUUUCACGCAUACUUGGGGCUAUAGAGAUAAGAACGGGAAUUGGCAAGGAAUCGUCGAUCAUCUCUUGAAGAAGGAAGCUGAUCUGGGUACACUCACAAUAUUCACACAAGAACGGAUGAUGGUGAUAGAUUACAUCGCUAUGGUGGGAUCGACUGCUGUUCGCUUUGUCUUUCGCGAACCACCACUUGCUCUGCUCCAGAAUAUCUUUACUCUCCCCUUUACAGGGGCUGUGUGGAUAGCUAUCGUUGUGUGUGUGUUGAGCUGUGCAUUAUUCUUGUAUAUAGCUUCAAAAUGGGAGGCUACAGUGGCAAUGCACCCAAUGCAGCUAAACGGUUCCUGGGCUGAUGUGCUCAUAUUAAUCAUCGGCGCUGUGCUGCAACAAGGCUGCACUUUGGAACCACGAUACGCGGCUGGAAGGUGUGUGACACUUCUUCUGUUUGUUGCUCUGACAAUACUGUAUUCAGCGUACUGCGCGAAUAUUGUAGUGUUACUCCGCGCGCCUAGUUCGUCGGUGCGAUCUUUACCUGAUCUCCUCAACUCUCCUCUUAAGUUGGGAGCCAGUGACUUUGAAUAUAACCGAUACUUUUUUAAGAAACUGAACGAUCCAAUCAGAAAAGCAAUCUAUGACAAGAAGAUCGCACCCAAGGGAAAGAAACCAAACUUCUAUAAUAUGAAGGACGGGGUUGAGAAAAUAAGGAAGGGCCUCUUCGCGUUCCACAUGGAGUUGAACCCUGGAUACAGGUUGAUACAGGAAACAUAUCAAGAGGACGAGAAGUGUGAUCUUGUUGAAAUCGACUACAUUAAUGAAAUAGAUCCGUGGGUUCCGGGUCAGAAGCGAUCGCCAUAUAAGGACUUGUUCAAAAUCAACUUCAUCAAGAUCCGAGAGACGGGCAUCCAGGCCAGUAUUCAUCAUCGCUUGCACGUGGGUAAACCUCGAUGUUCGGGAUCCAUAUCGACCUUCAGCAGCGUAGGAUUCACUGACAUGUACCCAGCGAUCAUUACUACCCUCUACGGCAUGCUAUUAGCUCCAGCUGUUCUUGUACUAGAGAUUAUGUAUAAGAAGCUGGAUAAUGUCACUGUACGCUUUCUCCGGGAGUAUAUUAGGAACGAAUGGUCUCCAACGACUUUGCAUUAUGAUUUAUGUUGGGAGAAGGAAACUCAAAUUCAUUUAUCGCGAACUCUCAUGGAAGAUGGUGUCCAAGUAUCGUCAUCUUUAAAAAAGCACAGUAAACAACAUGAUCACGUCUUGCUAUUUCUAACUGAUCUAAACUGCGCAGGCGGUGAAAAUGCGUUCAACGAUACAGAUCUUCUACGAUUUCCUUACCACUGGUUAGCACUUUACGAUGCUAACAGUGAAAUUAACGAAAAUAUAUACGAUAAGCUUUCCGACCUGCCUUUGUUAGUCGACAGUGACUUUGUUCUUGCCGAGAGAAAAGGGGAUAUAUUCACACUUACCGAACUCCACAAGCCAUCACCAAACGGAACAACACUAUCUAAUCCUAAAGGCGUAUAUAACGGCACCCUGGUUGACGUCAGACCCAGGCGAGAACUGUUCUGGAGAAGAAAGGACAUCAUGGGCCAUAUUUUAACUAUGUCCAACGUGAUACAGAAUAGCAAUUCUACUAAAUACCAUCUACCAAGAGAAGACCGACUAGAACUGAAAUACGACGCAAUGACAAAAUUGUGCUGGAGCCACAUCCGAACGACAUUUAGUGUGUUGAACGCGACACCUCGAUAUAUUUUUAGCUAUAGAUGGGGUUAUAUCAAAGAUGGUCAGUGGUCUGGCAUGAUUAACGAUCUGAGGAUUGGCAAAGCGGAUAUAGGAACAAAUUGUCUAGCAAACGCGGAACGGACAAAGGUAAUCGUUUUCGCAGACUGCAUCAGCCGGUUCGAACUCAAGUUCGCUUUCCGUCAACCGUUGUUAUCGUCUACGUCUAAUGUCUUCGCUUUACCAUUCUCACUUUCGGUCUGGGUUGCCAUCAUAGUAUCUCUCGUUAUUUCGACUGGCACCAUCUACUUGGCUACUAAGUGGGAAACAAGGAGACUUAGCCAGGAUCCGAGCCAGCUCGACGGAACUGUAAUAGACGCCCUUCUUUUGACGUUGAGUGCUUUAAGCCAGCAAGGUUGUUCGAAGGAACCCAAAGGAUUAUCAGGGCGUAUAAUGCUUUGGGUGGUUUUCACGAAUCUUAUGUCAUUGUAUGCCGCGUAUUCAGCUAAUAUUGUAGUCCUUUUGCAAGCACCUGCUCCAGAAAUUCGGAACCCGAAGGAACUGCUGGAGUCAGGAAUGACCCUUUCCGCUAACGACGCAGAUUAUAGCCGAUUCAUUUUUAAAUUGUUCAACGACUCUGGUAGAGGCGGAUAUUAUAAAAAAAUCGUUCCAUCGAAGGGCCCACCACAUUUUUAUAGUAACGACGAAGGAGUUAAAAGAAUACGGGAGGGAUUUUUCGCUUAUCACGGCGACAUAGACACUAUCCGUCGUCGUGUAGAAGAAACAUUUUAUGAAAACGAAAAGUGUGACUUGAGAGAAGUCGAUUACAUGAAGUCGCGUUAUCCACUAGUGCCUAUUCGGAAGGACUCUCCAUAUCUGGAGCUUUUGAAAGUGGCGUUAGUAAUUUUACUAUCUACGAUAUCGAAGGUCCAGGCCAAAAUAGAUCAAUCGCAUUUUGGUGUGACCUUAUCCAGGGAUUUUCAGUUAACCCUAAUCAUAUAG
This is a messenger RNA of Leptosia nina, 3357 nucleotides long. Lineage: Eukaryota; Metazoa; Arthropoda; Insecta; Lepidoptera; Pieridae. The record is from the annotation of a GenBank genome assembly.